AUGGACAAUAUUACUUCUUUGGUUCAAUAUGGAGGCAAUUGGAAUGAAAACCACGAGUACCAAGGGUACACAAUGACUGGGAUAUUAAUACCACCAAAUUGUUCUCUUGACAACUUGGUGAAUUUGAUAAAAAAGGAGAUAAAGGAAAAAACAGCCACUAUUGAAGUUUCUUAUCAAGUAGAAAAAGGAACACCACCAAUGAAGGUUGUAACAGACAAUUCAGUGUUGUUCUUUCUGGAAAUAAAGAAAAAAGUUGCUGCUAAAAUAACAGACUUACCAUUGUGUGUCACUAUAGUUCAAGAAUCAAGCAAUGAAAAUGACCUCCUUCUAUUAGCAAAUCAGAAAGCUACAGCAGCAGAAAUGGAGGUGGGGACAUUAUUAAUGCAAGCAAACCAAGCUUCCAUCAAUGAACAAAUGUUACUUGAAGAAGGAAUGUCAAGCACAACAAAUGAGGGCAUAAAUGUGUCAUACAUGCCUCAUUUUGCUGAAGAAGUAGCUGAUUUCAUAAUUGAGGACAAUACAAAAAGAAAAAAGAAGUUGGAUGAAAUCCAACUAGUAAUAUCUGAUUACAGAGUGAACACAAUAGAGCAAGGGCAAAUUUACAAGGAUAAGAACACAGUCAAAUCAGCUCUUGGCUACUAUGCAAUGCUGCAUAACUUCCAGUUCAAAACAAAAAGAUCAGAACCUAGAGAGUACCUAGUUACUUGCGCAGAUGAAACAUGCAAAUGGUUGGUGAGAGCAUCUAAGUACAGAAAUCAAGAUUUAUUCAAGGUACGGAAAUGCAAUCCAAAUCACACUUGCUCUGUUGAAAUUGUUUUGGAAGACCAUAGGCAAGCAAAAAGCAUCGUAGUUGGGGAAUUAAUAAAGAAUAAGUACAAGUCAAUCAAAAGAAAUUACACUCCAAAUGACAUCAUGAAUGAUAUGAAUGAUGACUUCGGAGUAACUAUGGGAUACACAAAAGCAUGGAGAUCAAGAGAGAAAGCUUUGCGUCUAGUAAGAGGGAACCCCGAUGAUUCAUAUCAAAAGUUGCUAAUAUAUCUUUACAUGUUGAAGCAAGCAAAUCCAGGAACAAUAACACACCUACUCACAGACAAGGAAGAUAGAUUCAAAUACCUAUACAUAGCUUUCUCUAACUCAAUCAAGGCAGACUCUGAAAAUGAUAACUCAUGGCUUUGGUUCUUCUCCAAACUGCGAGACACCUAUGGAGAACCCGAAGGAUUGGCUAUAGUUUCUGACAGACAUAAGAGCAUAGACAAUGCAGUACAUAUGGUGUACCCAAAUGCUUUCCAUGGAGCUUGCAUGUUUCACUUACUCAAUAAUUUGAAAGGCAAGUAUGGGAGCCAUGGAGAAGAGCUACAAAUGAAAUUCAUUGCAGCAGCAAAAGCAUACAUAAAGACAGAAUGUGAACACUACAUGAGAGGCCUUAAUAGAAUUGAUAGACGCAUUAGGCCCUAUUUAGAAAAAGCCAAGUAUGAAACUUGGGCAAGAUCAUACUCGCCAACAAAAAGAUACACCAUGAUGACAUCCAACAUCGCAGAAUCACUCAACGCUGCACUAAAAGCUGCAAGAAAUCUCCCCAUUGAUAUCUUGGUUGAAUGCCUUAGAAGUUUGGUUCAAAAGUGGGUUUGGAACAACUCAAAUAAUGCAAAUGGAACAUUCACAAAAGUCUCUACAGCAACAGAGAAUGAAUUGAGACAUGACAUUGUUUCAAAAAUGAUGUAUGAGGUCUUGCCUUUCAACACAAUAGAAUACCAAGUUCGUGAUCAAAAGGGGAUAAAUUUCACAGUAAAUAUACAUAAUAGAACAUGUACUUGCAAUAGGUUCCAAGAAGAUGAAAUACCUUGUGGCCAUGCAGUAGCUGUCAUUGCAAAGAGAAACUUGAGUGUGUAUGAUUAUUGUGCAAAAUUCUACAGAAUAGAAACGUUGAAAGCAUUGUAUCAAGAAAAUGUUCAUCCUUUGCCCCAUAAAGAUGAAUGGAAUCUCCCACAACACUUGGACAUAAUAGUGCUGCCUCCAAAUGCAACAAUUCCUGCAGGAAGACCAAGAAAGAAACGAAUAAGAUCAAGAGGGGAACAUAAAGAAAUAAUCACCUGUGGGAAAUGUGCACAACCAGGACAUAACAGGAAGACUUGCAGGAAUCCUCCAUUUGAGAAGCCAAACAAAUAG
This is a messenger RNA of Humulus lupulus (European hop), 2166 nucleotides long. RefSeq lists its product as uncharacterized. Bases 1 to 2166 code for a protein of 721 amino acids. The transcript has 4 exons. Lineage: Eukaryota; Viridiplantae; Streptophyta; Magnoliopsida; Rosales; Cannabaceae. The record is from RefSeq and is a predicted model, not a curated record. Gene Ontology annotation, molecular function: zinc ion binding.